Messenger RNA from Drosophila arizonae, 447 nucleotides. RefSeq names its product C-type lectin 37Db-like. The record is from RefSeq and is a predicted model, not a curated record. NCBI's taxonomy places the organism in Eukaryota, Metazoa, Arthropoda, Insecta, Diptera, Drosophilidae.
AUGGCUCGAUGGCAGGAUAUGCUCAGUGAACUAUUUUGCAAACCAAUCCGGAUCGGCGAGAAAUACUAUUUCCAUGGUAGAUCAAAAGUGACCUGGUUCCAAGCCGCCCACAUAUGUCGAAGAUUUGGCGGAGAUCUGGCCUUGAUCGAACCGACGGAAGAGAUGAAAAUUGUUUCAGAUUAUCUGGCCGACGCCGACAAGCACGCUAGGUACUUGAUAUCGGACAACGAUCUUGUCUCAGUUGACAAGUUCAUGUCAAUAACCAACGGACAGCCACUGAAAUUCUUCUCUUGGUCUGAUGGGCAGCCAGAUUUGCCAGGUGUUGAGCACUGUAUGAACUUGUGGUCCCGGGAUUCAGCUUUCCGGAUGAAUAACUGGAAGUGCCUGGAGAAGGCACAGUUUCUGUGCCAGAGACAGAACAUGACUCGUUGCAGCGAUUCUUGCUAG